AUGCUCAUCGGACUACCGGUCUUGAAGACCAUCUACCUGCUCCUCGCGAGCUCCCUCUUUGCCCAGCUGGUACUAUCGUCAGGUAAAGAUGACGAAGUUCUUCUCUGGAUCGACUUUGACGGAACAAUCGCGACGAACGAGGCUUUCGAGACAUUGGCGCUUGCUGCGUACGAUUCUAUGACCGCUCAAGAGGCAGCGCAAUUCCCGCCCUGGAGCUACUAUGGCGAUGUCUACUACGCCGAAUAUCUCGACUUUGCCGACAACUAUGGGCCCCGUGAAAAUAUCUCUGCGGAGAUUGCCUACCGUUCCUCCCCCGCUCUCCACAAAGUCGAAUCCGACUCAUUUGAACGCGUGUCGGAGUCUGGUAUCUUUGAUUAUAUGCAAUUCCCCGUUCUCCAGAAGGCCGCCGCUACGGUCACCAUUCGCGAAGGCUUCUGGAAGAUGAUUGCGUCAUCCCUAGAGUGCGACAUUACCCCGCGCAUCGCAUCCCUCAACUGGAGCGUCCGCUGGAUCCGUCAGGUUCUGCGCGAAGACCUGAAGAGGAUGCGCGCCAACGCUACCGCAGAGGAGCGCGGAUGGCUCAAAGCCGACCUCGCUGAGGACAUUGCCAUCUACUGCUCCGAGAUCCUGCCUGACGGCAUGGUGAGGGCCAAUAAGCUCGACUUCCCAACCAGGCUGCACACCGGUAUGGACAAGGUUGAGCUUAUGGCACGAUUUGAAGCGGACAGAAAAGGAAAGAAGGAGGCCGACAGGGUUUUGUUUUUCGGGGACUCGACGAAUGAUCUUCCCCCGCUGUGGCUUGAGCCUACUACGGUUGGCGUGGUUGCGGGGCUGGAUAGUGGGAUGAAUAAAACUUUGACAAAGUUUGGCAUUGAACUUGUGAAGUUGGAUCCAGAGGUGAAGGUUCAAGAUACGGUUGGAGAGGGUUUCUUGUACCAGACGGAUGAGUAUUUUGCUGUUGGGUCUUGGUUGACCGGAGAAAGUUGCAAAAAGAGGAAGGGUUAUUAG
Messenger RNA from Morchella sextelata, 1008 nucleotides. RefSeq lists its product as uncharacterized. The record is from RefSeq and is a predicted model, not a curated record. Lineage: Eukaryota; Fungi; Ascomycota; Pezizomycetes; Pezizales; Morchellaceae. The transcript is spliced from 2 exons. The coding region runs from base 1 to 1008 and encodes 335 amino acids.